AAAAUAAACCUUUAUAAUAAUUAUUAUAUUAAAUAUAAUUAUAAUAAUAAUAAAUUAUAUAAUUAUAAUAAAUUAUAUAAUAAUAAUAAUUCUAAAAGAUAUAUUAAUAAUAAUAAAUUAUAUAUUAUAAAUAUAAAAAGAUAUAUAAGUUUAUAUAAUAAAGAUAAAUUAUAUAUUAUAAAUAUAAAAAGAGAUAUAAGUUUAUAUAAUAAAGAUAAAUUAGGACCUUAUUUAUCAGGUUUAAUUGAAGGAAAUGGUACUAUUUGAGUACCAGAAUAUAAUAAUAAACUUAAGCCUUUAAUUAAUAUUAUUUUUCAUAUUAUAAAUAAACCUUUAGCUGAUUAUUUAUGUAAUAUAUUAAAUAUUGGUAAAGUUUAUGAUAGAAGUAAUAAAGGUAAAUAUUGUAUUUGACAAUUACUUAAAAUUGAAGAUUUAUAUAUUUUUAUUAAUUUAAUUAAUGGUUAUUUAAGAACUCCUAAAUAUGAAACUUUAAUUAAAUUAAUUAAUUGAAUAAAUAUAUAUAUUGAUAAUAAUAAAUUAAAUAAUAAUAAUAAUAAUAUUAAUUAUAUUAAAUAUAAAUCUAUUGAUAAUUCAUUAUUAAUAAAUAAUGGUUGAUUAUCAGGUUUUAGUGAUAUAAAUAGUAAUUUUAUUAUAAUAAUAAAUAAAAAAAGAACUAAUAAUAUAAUUAAAUUAAAUUAUAAUUUAGAAAUUAAACAAUUAUAUAAAAAUAAUAAUAAUAAUUUUAAUUAUUAUAAUUUAAUAAUAAAUAUUGCUAAUUUAUUUAAUAAUAAUUUAUUAAUUAAAAUAAAAAAUAUAAAAUUAAAAAAUAAUAAUUAUAAACUUUAUUAUUUAUAUAAUAUUUCAAUUAAUAAUAAUAUAAAUAAUUUAUUAUUAGUUAAUAAUUAUUAUAUAAAAUAUCCUUUAUUAUCUAUUAAAUAUUUAAAUUAUAUAAAUUGAUCUAAUUUAUUAUUAAAUAUUCAUAAUAAUAAUAAUUCUUUUCUUAAUAUUAAUAGUAUUAAUUUAUAUAAUAAAUUAAUUAUUAAUAAUAAUAAUAUUAAUAGAAUUAUUAAUAAUUAUAAUUGAAAACAUUUAAAUAAUAAUUAUUAUAUAAAAUAG
Molecule: messenger RNA, 1116 nt
Organism: Nakaseomyces glabratus
Lineage: Eukaryota; Fungi; Ascomycota; Saccharomycetes; Saccharomycetales; Saccharomycetaceae
Source: the annotation of a RefSeq genome assembly